AUGCUAGAGUGUCCACAACGUCCAUCUACUGCCGCCAGUACAGCUUUCAGGAAAAAUACUCGCCAUGGCAGUGCACUUCCACCUAAAUCUGAAAGUGGUCUACUGCCGCUUGCAAGACUCCAGACUUGUCAAUCUGCUCUCGGUAGUCUAAGAUCAAAGAUAGACAAUAGCCGAGGCCGUGUAAGCACUUUGUCGCGACCUAGAACAAGUUACUUUCAACGAUUCAAUCAACAGCCAGCUCAGGAAUACUCGCCCCACUACUUGCAGUCGCUCCACACGUCAGAAUGGCUCUCUAAUAGGCGCGUGACACAUGACGAAAUCUUAAUUCCCCGGGUUAUUGAUAUUUCUGCACUGCCCUCUUUGGAAGAAACUACAUUUUACUCCAAAGCUACUCUAUCUAAUAACAGAAACCAGAUUGAUGAGGUGCUGGAGCCUGAAGACACUAACAGAUCCUUCUUUUAUAACAGAAAGCGCAGACAGGCAGACUUUGAAUUUAUAGAGCAGGAACUGCUUGCACAGGAGGAAGCAUACAACAAUAGUAAGUGUCCUUCGAAAGGUGCACUUGCAGCUCUUCGGAAGACUGCACAAAUGAUCACAUGCUCUAUUCCAGUAGCCUCAUUGUCUGGUGAAACUGCUGCAAACUCAUUACUGCUCUCUGCAUCAGCAACACAAGCAGCGCCGGAGGGUGGUGAGGAGAACAAAAAUAGAUAUCCCUACACUGAAGAGCUGACCAAGAGCCAGUCUAAUGAAGGCACCUUCCUCAAUGCGUCUAGUCCUGCUUACAAGUCUACUCACAACCAGGAUGGCAAUACUGGAGCCGAGAACAAUCAUCAUGCCACCUUUAUGACAGGAAUCAGCAAGUCUACUGUACCGCCGGAAACAACGUCUAAGUCUACCCGGGCCUCUCAACAGGCAACAAGCUUGACACGUCCUACACAUGUAGACACCCAGCAGGUGUACCAUCCGCCAAAUCGUGACACUCAGAUAUCCACCAAGGACCCAACUCUACAUAUUACCAGUUCUAUUAAUUUGGGAGCAGGCUCGUACAAUCUUUCAUUCGCAUCUUUGAGGCCACUGUCCCGUAGUCAGCUUAAUACUUACAUCCCUCCACUCUCACACACCGCUCAACACACCUCCAGACACAUCGCCAGACACGCUUCUCAAUUGAGAGCUGUGUAUAAUGCCAAUGAAUUCAAUGAUAAUUAUUCAAUGGGUUCUGGCAUCAAGCAGAAUGCUGGUGAGGUCCCUGUGAUGCAAACAUCCCCCAUCCCAGUUACUAUUCUUGAUUUCUUCGCAUAUUAA
Molecule: messenger RNA, 1302 nt
Organism: Giardia duodenalis
Lineage: Eukaryota; Fornicata; Diplomonadida; Hexamitidae
Exons: 1
Coding region: 1-1302 (433 amino acids)
Source: RefSeq, a predicted model, not a curated record